Messenger RNA from Topomyia yanbarensis, 651 nucleotides. Its product is annotated as DNA-binding protein SMUBP-2. The record is from RefSeq and is a predicted model, not a curated record. Gene Ontology annotation, molecular function: zinc ion binding. NCBI's taxonomy places the organism in Eukaryota, Metazoa, Arthropoda, Insecta, Diptera, Culicidae. The transcript has a single exon. The coding region runs from base 105 to 599 and encodes 164 amino acids.
CUGCCCUUUGAUUGUAAACAUUUUCGUGCGAUUGCGAAAAUCCUCAUCGGUCUGAUUAGUUUUUGGUUUAUAUUCCUGGACUUCUAAAAUAAAUAAAGAUCAUAAUGAACACAACAGAAACUUCAAGCAAUACGUCUGCCAAUACCACGGAAGAUCUUCAACUAAUCACCGACCCAAAAAAGGUCACCAAAGCGACGGAAAUCAUUCAACCUCUGCCUUCCACGACCGUAGAGCGGAACCUGGAUCACGUCCUGGAAGCGGUGAAAACAGUCGACCAGACGUGCGAUUUCAAGCGCUGUAAGCAAAAAACCAACAUGAUGGGAUCGAACUGUGAAUUUUGUAAGCAACGGUUCUGUUUCAAGCAUGGUCUACCGGAGAUUCAUGGAUGUGGUGAAGCGGUGCGAAAGCAGGAACGAGAAACAUUCCUUCAUCCACUACCGGCCAAAACGGUUCAGGCACAGGAAGAUCUCAAAAAGGCACACGGUCGGUUGGACCAAAAACUGAAGCAAAUGAGUUUGUCUCGGAAAGCAAAACCACCGGGUGGGCCUGGAGAAGGAUCCUCUGCACGAGGAAGGGGCAAACGCAGGGGAAAGUCUUAAAACUGUGAUUUAUUCAAAUACUUGAAGCUAAAUACAAUAAUUAUGAAUCGUG